Messenger RNA from Penicillium samsonianum, 744 nucleotides. Its product is annotated as putative NlpC/P60-like cell-wall peptidase. The coding region runs from base 1 to 744 and encodes 247 amino acids. The record is from RefSeq and is a predicted model, not a curated record. The transcript has a single exon. Lineage: Eukaryota; Fungi; Ascomycota; Eurotiomycetes; Eurotiales; Aspergillaceae.
AUGCAGCUCAUGAACCUGGCUCUGACCCUAGCUGCGGCUUUCUCCAUGGCCAAUGCGUACGCCAUUACUGGCAGCGAAGUCAACUGUCGCACCGGUGCCUCGACAAAGGACGCCGUUGUCACGACAUACCACAAGGGUGACGAUGUCAAGAUCUCAUGCCAGACUUAUGGCGAAGACGUUAAUGGGAACUCCAUCUGGGACAAGACAUCUGACGGCUGCUACGUUACCGACUACUACGUGAAGACCGGCUCAAGCAGCAUGGUCACCAAGGACUGUGGCGGUGGCAGCUCUGGCGGCGGCUCAUCCUACAAGGGCCAGAUCAGCCGCAAGGAGAUCAUCUCCCGUGGUCAGUUCUGGGUCUCACGCCACAUCCCAUACUCUAUGAACGACCAAUACCCGGACCCUCAAGGCCGCAAAUACCGCACAGACUGCUCAGGCUUCGUUAGCAUGGCUCUCCAUGCGUCUGCGCCAGGCGCCAACACCGUCAGUCUCCCGGAUAUUGCGAAGCCUAUCGCUUGGAAGGACCUACAGCCUGGUGACUUUGUUGGCACCCUAGGCGCUGGUACUGGCGGUGCUGCCGGUCACGUCACUCUGUUCCAUUCGUGGGCCGACAGUUCCAAGAAGGAGUACAAUACGCUUGAGUGCCGGGGUACCUACGGCUGCGUCGCGUACAAGCGCCCUGUUAGUUGGAAGGUUGGCAGUUUCACGGCCAAGCCCUACAGAUACAUCAAUGUUGUGGACUAA